UCAGGCGGCACAGAGCUCUCCUGUGCACACACGGAUAUACCCGGAGACAAGGGACAACAAAGCAGUCAGAGGACAGAAAGCUGGCCGCAACUUCACUUGCUUUCCUCGGGGAAGAGAGGUGGAAGCUUCUGGAUCCCACGGUCUUGCACUAACGGCUGGGAAGGACUGUGUUUGAAGUUUUUGCCCUCCUCCUGCCUGUCGUGAUCUGUCCACGAGAGGCUGAAAAACUCCCUCUUCCUGGUUUCCCAGGGAGAUUAUUCCGAAGCAUGCUCGCGCCGUCUGAAACUCCCUCAACACCGGCAGGAUCAUUACGCGGAUUCAGCGCUGCUCGGCUAGAUUUCGGACACCUGGAAAACACAUUUCCUGGCCACUGAAGCGUGAAUUUAGGGAAAGACUUUUGUUUAAAAUGCCAAUAUUGCUGCUUGGAGAAAAUCUGUUAGUGUCUAUUUGUGUGCUGCCAAAAGGAUUACAAGAGACCAGGGCCUGUCAUCACAGCACUCUUGGGCAGAGUAAGAAGGCCCAGGGGAUUUGUAUUGACAAAGGACCUUUGUUUACUGGACCCACUGAAAUUGGACCAAGGGGCUGGUUGUAGUGCCUGUGAAGGUGUAGAGAUGGCCUUUGUCAAAAGUUUGAAUACUCACUCUGUACCAGACUAACCUUCUCUUGCCAGGCUACAGUUUUGUAAAAAACCAGCAUAUAAAAAUAGUCAAUUAUGGUGUUUGUGACAACAGAAAUAUAUGGUAUUAGAUGCACUGUUAUGACUUAAAGUGAUUUUUUUUAUUUAAAGCAGCUUCUAAAUUUUUGGAAAAAUGGAAAAUGCAGACAGUGAUCCAGAGGCUGAGGAGAAAUAUUCCCACAGCUCAAUUUUCAAUAAAUUCACCAGCAUAUUUUCACGACCUGGGAUGGAGAAAUCGGAAACACAGGAGGAGGGUGCGGUGCUUACGUCUUUUCGGACCCUGACCAACGAGCAGGAUCAGACUGUCGGCAAUGUCUCUGGUGGCGAUGGCCUAAACGAAAUUGACACAGGCCAAGAUGUGGGACAGGAUCACGAGAAUAGUGAGACAUCUGAGACAGAGAGCGGAGAAGCGUUCGAGUCCUGUGGGAGUGGAGAUGAUUCUUCUCCGACAUCACCCGUAGCUGGGCCUACCCCCAUCCAGCCAACCCCAGACUCUGAAUUGGUCAAGGUGACCAUGGUGGAGACCUACAGCGACACGGAGGAUGAGGAGGGGAGCAGCGGCUUGAACCAAUUAGAAAAGCUCAUUCCCCCCGGCGAGAUCCACUCUCUUGAGGAAGAUGAGUGCACGGCAGACCUUAACGAAGAUCAGCUGCUGGGCUCUGAUGGUGAUUCGAUUGAGUGGGACAUAGAGGUUCCUGUUUUCAGGCUUCACUCUCUUGAGCAGAAAUCGGUUAAAGACGUCUCUGUCCCUCUCCACGCACCAGACACCGCAGAACGUGACUGUCAAGAGGAUCCCACGGUGCCUCCCUGUGAAAGAGACCAAGUGCCUGCCAUCGCCUGCAGCCCUGACGAGGUUCCAGAUCUCUGCAGCACAGAAGCCACCUCAGAAGACAUGGGCUCUCAGUUUUCCUCCGUGUCCUCCAACCGCUCACACCGCGGCCACGAGGUCAAGGAUGUCACCGCUAUCUACCGCGUACAUUCCGGUGACCGCCCUUCAGGCACGGGUUCCUCCGUCAUCUGUGCCCCUUCGAACCCCGCGCUCACCCCGGCUCUCAUGGAGGCCAUGUCCGAGGGCUUGGAGGAGGACCCGGGAAGCGGAUCGCCCCAACAGAGCCAAGGGAAGUCAGGUGUAUCUGAAGAUCCAUUUCCUGCAGAUGCCCAGACGGGUCUUAGUGAACCUCCAGGUACCGCGGAGACAGACAGGGUGAAAGACCAGCCUGCCCUCAAGGGUAAAGAAGGCCCUCCAGGGAUGGAUACAGCAGAGCCACACGUGCAGGAUUCUUCUGCUGAAACCCUGCCAAGUGUUGUGCCCUCUGUGCCCAAGAGCCAGAUGGAGACGCCUGCAAGCAAGGGAAAGCCGGCAGACCCAACCCUGGGGACCCCCUCACGGACUACGUCCUUCCAGCUGCCUGCCCUCUUCAGCGGGCUGAGGGUGCUGAAGAAGGGGGUCGUGGGGGAGGAACGGGAGUCCAUGUCCGAGAUUAAGCACAGAGACACGGAUCUGGCUAUGCUCAAGCUGAAAAAGCCGGUCAACAAAGCCAAGCUCUUGCCUGAGCAAUUGCCCAGCAUGAAACGUCCAGAGCCGAAAGCCUUGCCGGAACCAAAGGGCAGCCUGCUGGGGAAUUUCACCCAGUUGCUGAGCCUGGACAGGCCAAAACUCGAGGACAAAGUGGGCUCAGAGUGCCAGGACAAAAGGGACCCAGAGGAACAAGAUAAGGGUGCAGAGGAGGACACAGAGCCAGCAUCCCCAAAAGAGGAUGCUGGGAAAACCACAGAGACUGCAUUUGGUACCUUCAAGUCUUUCUUCAGCUCCAUGACCACAAAGAAGAAUUCUGUUGAUUAUUUAGAUGUGGAUGUGGAUGUGGCGAAGAGGAAAAUCAGAAAUGACAAGGAGGUGCUGAAAGCUAUCCUUGAAAGAUCUCCUUCUAAUGAAAAUAAGAGCCCAACACACUUAAAUUCUGAGGUGAUCUCUCCAACAGACAGUGAGGAUCGGACCCCCGGCCGUCUGCAGGCUGUCUGGCCUCCCCCAAAACCCAGAGAUGAAGAGGAGAAGUUGGGUCUCCGGUACACUGAAGCAGAGCACCAGAAUGCCCUACUGCAGCUGAAGAGAGAGUGCAAAGAGGAGGAGGAAAAGCUGAAAAAAGACUUCCAGCUCCAGGUCUUCCAGUUGCGAGGGGAGCAUGCUGUCGCCGUGUCAAAUUUGGAGGGAGUCAUCGGCAAGCUGCACAUGGACGUGUCCUGCAACGCUUGUCACAAGCACGGCGAGGUCCUGGAUGCGUGCGUGUCGACGGAGGACGACCUCCCGCCCAAAACCUUCCGCACCGUGUGCGUCCAGACGGACCGGGAGACCUUCGUCAAGUCGCCCGAGGGCGAGGGUGGCAAGGCCACCCAGAGCCCCAACCAGAACGUGCCUAAAAAACUCGACCUCGGGGCCAUCAACAUGAGCCUUGCAGGCUCAGGACCGGCCCCUCCUCCUCCCCCACCUCCACCUCCACUACCUGGUGGUCAUUUCGCACCACCUCCUCCCCCACCUCCACCACCACUACCUGGCGGUCAAUUUGCACCACCACCUCCACCCCCGUUGCCCGGAGCUGGGGUCCCUCCCCCACCCCCUCCCCCUCCUCCACCUCUUCCUUUUGGGGCUGGUCCCCCUCCUCCACCUCCUCUCCCAGGGGCAGGGCCCCCUCCUCCUCCACCCAUGCCAGGGUUUGGACCUCCUCCCCCGCCUCCUCCCCCGGGAGGCCUGGCUUUAAGCCGCCCAGUGCCGAAAGGCCCGCGGAAACCGGCUGUGGAGCCAGCAUGUCCCAUGAAGCCAUUGUACUGGACAAGAAUACAGAUCCAAGGCAACAGUAAUAACACACUCUGGGGCUCUCUUGAAGAGCCAGAUAUCGUCAACACAAAAGAGUUUGAGGACCUUUUCUCAAAAGCAACGCUACAACCAAAGAAGAAGCCCCUGGCGGACACCUAUGAGAAGAAAGCGAAAGCCAAGAAGAUUAUUAAAUUGCUGGAUGGAAGGAGGUCUCAGGCAGUGGGGAUCCUGAUCUCAAGUCUGCAUCUGGAGAUGAAGGACAUUCAGCAAGCUGUUUUGACUGUGGACAAUUCUGUGGUGGACCUGGAGACCAUUGAAGCUUUGUAUGAAAAUAGGGCUCAAAGCGAUGAGCUGGAGCUAAUUAAGAAACAUUUUGAUACUUCCAAAGAGGAUGAAGUCAAGCUGCUAGACAAACCUGAACAGUUCCUGUACGAGCUUUCUCAAAUUCCUGAUUUCACCGGGCGGGCCCAAUGCAUCAUAUUCCAGUCUGUCUUCUUCGACGGGAUAUCUUCUAUCAACUGCAAAGUGGAGAUUGUUUCUCGCGUGUGCAAGGGUCUUCUGGAUCGCGCCUCGGUGAAGGAGGUGAUUGGGCUGAUUCUGGCUUUCGGGAACUACAUGAACGGCGGGAACAGGACCAGGGGCCAAGCCGACGGCUUCGCUCUGGAUAUCCUGCCCAAACUGAAGGAUGUCAAGAGCAGGGACAAUCGUAUAAAUCUGGUGGACUAUGUGGUGUCAUACUAUCUACGCAACUUUGAUCAGAAUGCAGGAACAGACAAGAGUGUGUUCCCUCUGCCUGAGCCACAGGACUUGUUCCUGGCGGCCCAAGUGAAGUUUGAAGACCUGGAAAAAGACUUCAGGAAGCUGAAGAAGGACCUGACAGCUUGCGAAAAGAGAGUGGAGAAGGUGUGUGCAAACUCCUUGGAGGAGCACCUCCAACCGUUCAAGGACAAAAUGGAAGCUUUCAUCUCAACCGCACAAAAAGAACACAGUGCAGAAGAUGACCAUUUCAAAACUGCUCAGAAAAGCUUCCAGGACACGGUGAGCUACUUCGGUCUGAAGCCCAAGCCAGGGGACCAGGAGGUCACGCCGGGCUACGUCUUCAUGCUGUGGUACGAGUUCUGCAGCGACUUCAAGAACAUUUGGAAGCGGGAAAGCAAAGUUAUUUCCCAGGAGAGGCUAAAGGAGGCUCAGCAGUCUGUCAAGAAGAUCACUGCAGAGAAGAAAGUGGAGACCAAGAAGAUUAAUCCUAACAGUCUGAAAGAACGGCUUCGACAGAAGGAAGCAGGUGUGCCCUCCAGCUAGCUAAGAGAGACAGAAGAGUGAAGAAAGAAAGAAAGAAAGAGAAAGAAAAAGAGAAAGAAAAAUAAAGUGGUGUGUUUAACCUCCAGCUAUACUAUCCUCGCUUUUCCUCUGGACAUCAUACCUCAGUGCUCAAUUCGCCUCAGUGCCAAGACAUUACUACUUUCCUGUCCUACAGAACUAGUACUUCCAGUUUAUAAUGGGAUCACACGUAUGUGGAAGAUGCUUAACAUUCUGUUAUGCGUAAGAGAAGAAUAUAUAAGAAUAUCAGAGAAGAUGGAAGUCCAAGACAGUGACAUGAAUGCUUGAACAUCCAGUAUCCCAAAACCAGUAUGUCUCACAAAAUAUGGGUCUCAUUUUAACAGCACUGUGGCUGACUGUGAGGAUGUAGCAACACCACUUUUUGAACCUUUGUAAACAUAUCCAAAAAAGGACGUCUAGCCAAUGUGGAAGCACUUUCUUCUGGACAUGGGAAUUGAUCUUUCUUGAAUUCAAUCAAAUGCAUUUAUAGCUUUGUUAUAUGUAGCAUACAAAGCUGAAGUGGGUUUUAGCUCAAACUCAGUACAUACAUAAUCAGAUGAAGAACUGAUGCAAAACAAACUAUUAAAACAUGUAAUUCAUGUAAUAUAACAUUAUGUAAUAUAUGGGUCAGAACAGAUGUUUUACAAUUCAGCAAGUUCAUAUGUAUUUAUCCAGCAUACUUGCAACCUGAAAUUAUGAAUCAUAUUGCAGGAUGAAAAAUUUAUAUCAUGAUUAAGAAGAAAUUCUCCCCCGUUUUGGACUGAUAAUUAUUAUUGAGGCAGACUUUGUUUAUUAAACCUUGGCUGUAGAAAUUUUGUUUUGUCUGGACUACAGUGACCCCUGCAGGGGGAGGGACAGGCAUUGCUAGAUGGUGUCACCUGUCCUUGAAGACAAUUCCAUUCCAAGUGUUCCGGUGGACUGGGCACUUCACUAACUGGUUUGAGUACAAUAUUGGUUUGAAUGGAAAGUACAUGACUGUUCCAUGGAGUUUGCAAUCCCGUGUGUAUAUAAAAUGCAUAGUUAUUCUUAUAGAAUCCCUCUAGAAUAAAUGGAUAUUACAUGUUAUGAGAUUUGAGAAUAUGCAUCACAAUCCUAAGCACUUUCCUGCUUGCAACAGCUUUACUUGCUAUGCCACUCCGCAGUCUAAAUGGUAGUGGUUCAGAUAUAGCACUUUUUAAACCUCUGUUUUAAUCCCUAUGCAAUAUGUGUUCUCACUGUACGUAUAACAUUGGUGAAUUAUUGAAUGAUGUUAUAAAAAAUAUCAAUUUUGAUUUUAGGAAGAAACCAUAUAUAUUUAUUUAAUAAAAUAUUUCUAUUUGAAUUCUGAAAAAUGUAUGAAAAAUGAAAGUUGUCAUGGAGAAAAACAUAAAGGUAAUUAAUUAUAUAUUAAUAUGGUUUGAAGUAUAUGUAAAUAUGAAUGAAAGAUUUAUUUUAUGCCUAUUUGUCCAUUGUAUGGCCAUUGAAGAUGUAUUUUUGUAUUUUACUUAAGCUCAAGUGUGAAAAAAAUAUGAAUAUGGCUAAAUUAGAUGAGACGUGUUACAUUUUAUUAUAGUUGCCACUGCCCUGCAAAGGGUUAUAAAUUAAAAUGUGAAAUAUAAAUUGUAAUAAUGGCCUACCUAUUUACAAAUUCUUGUUCCUCAUUUAAAACCUGGAUUGUGUGAUUAUACUCUUGCAAAAAAGUAUUUGUAAAUUACUACUUCGCCCAACCAUCUGUGGCCAACAAUCUUGUUGAACUUCAAAUGCAGUAUGCUUGCAUAAGAAGAUUCGUAGACACUGUGUCCAUACACAUUUGUAUUUUGUUUAUCAAGAGAAUCAUAGGUAUGAUUCGUUUUGAAUAUGGAGGUUGUAAUCUAGGUGCAGGUUUUGCCGGUUCACUCAUUUGUGAAGAAUGGCUGUGCUAAAAAUACACAUUCUCAUGAUCAAAGUCAAUUUUUGGAUAAAUGGUGAAGUGACUGACAGAGAUCAACAAAUUUAUGUGAGAAAAAAAAACCAAUGCUCUCUAGGUUCACUCCAUGAGUUCUCCAACCCAUAAGUUAGGUGUAUGUGUAAAUGUGCUAGGCCACAUUAGGGCAGAAAUAUGAAAUCAAUGCCUCCGUCCUAGUGACUAAAUAAAUUUGAUUCCUUCA
Conger conger (European conger) is the source of this 6931-nucleotide messenger RNA. Its product is annotated as formin-like. Gene Ontology annotation, biological process: actin nucleation. The record is from RefSeq and is a predicted model, not a curated record. Gene Ontology annotation, cellular component: actin filament; cytoplasm; endoplasmic reticulum membrane. NCBI's taxonomy places the organism in Eukaryota, Metazoa, Chordata, Actinopteri, Anguilliformes, Congridae. Gene Ontology annotation, molecular function: microtubule binding. The transcript is spliced from 17 exons. Bases 810 to 4787 code for a protein of 1325 amino acids.